Molecule: messenger RNA, 3366 nt
Organism: Colletotrichum siamense
Lineage: Eukaryota; Fungi; Ascomycota; Sordariomycetes; Glomerellales; Glomerellaceae
Product: Bifunctional cytochrome P450/NADPH--P450 reductase
Exons: 7
Coding region: 1-3366 (1121 amino acids)
Cellular component (GO): cytosol
Molecular function (GO): aromatase activity; flavin adenine dinucleotide binding; FMN binding
Source: RefSeq, a predicted model, not a curated record
AUGUCGUCAAUCACCAAGCCGGAAGCCCAACCAACCCUUGAGAGCAAGCAACACCCAACACCCGAGAAGCGACGCAGAGUGUUCAGUCUAUCACGGAGGUCUUCGGGAAAGAGUUUCAGCAUGGCGGCCAAGACCGUCGAGAUCCCGGAGCCGCCCCGCGUGCCGCUCCUCGGCAAUGUUACGGACAUUGACAUGGAGUACCCGUUGGGAUCGUUCCUCCACUUCGCUAACAAAUAUGGCCCCAUUUAUAGAGUAGACAUUCUCGGACAGAAGUUGGUCUGGGUUAACACACACGUUCUGGUUAACGAAAUUUGUGACGACAAGCGAUUCAAGAAGAGUAUAGAGGGCGACUUGGAGAUUCUGAGAGAAGCAGUACACGAUGGUCUGUUUACAUCCAAAGGAGUGGAAGAAGAGAACUGGGGAGUGGCCCAUCGAGUUCUGAUGUCAGCUUUCGGUCCACUCUCUAUCAGAGGAAUGUUCGACGACAUGCACGAUAUUGCUGCACAAUUGGCUAUGAAGUGGGCCCGACACGGGUCUUCAACGCCCAUCCCAAUCGGCGAAGACAUGACGAGACUCACAAUGGACACUGUGGCACUAUGUUCCAUGGGCUUCCGAUUCAACUCGUACUACCGCGAAGAAACGCAUCCUUUCAUCACUGCCAUGUACGCAGUGUUGAAGGAAGCUGGCGACAAGGGUCUUCGAGUCCUCCCUCAGGUGUUCUACAAGAAGCAGGACAAGAAGUUCAAGCAGAACAUCAACAUGCUGCGCACUACAGCAAGAGAGGUUUUAGAAACUCGUCGCUCGGACCCGACCGGCGCGAACGGACGCAAAGAUCUGCUGACGGCUAUGCUCAACACUACCGACCCUGUCACCGGUCGGAAGAUGACUGAUGACAGUAUCAUUGACAACUUGAUCACUUUCCUCGUCGCCGGCCACGAGACGACUGCAGCAACUUUCGCCUUCACCAUGUAUUGGAUGAUCAAGCGUCCGGAGGAGUACCGCAAGGUUCAGCAAGAGGUGGAUAGUGUCGUCGGAGAUGGUCCUAUUCGUCUGGAGCAUGUGAGCAAGCUGAAGUAUUUGUCUGCUGUACUUCGAGAGACUCUCCGCUUCAGUGCUCCUAUCCCGGGCUUCGGUAGAGAAGCAAUGAAGGAUGAGAUCAUCGGCGGCAAGUACCCCGUCAAAGCCGGUGAGAUGAUCGUUGCGAACCUGGCCAAAUCCCACUUUGACCCGGCGGUCUAUGGUGAUGAUGCCGACGAGUUCAAGCCCGAGAGGAUGCUGGAUGAGAACUUUGACCGUCUGAUGAAGGAGUUCCCCAACUGUUGGGCUCCCUUCGGCACAGGCAUGCGUGGUUGCAUUGGCCGUGCAUUCGCUUGGCAAGAGAUGCUGCUCGCCCUGGCGGUUCUAUUCCAGAACUUCAACUUUGUCGCUCACAACCCCAACUACGAUCUCAAGGUCGCCCAGACGCUCACCAUUAAGCCGAAGGACUUUUGCAUCCGCGCGAUUCUGAGAGAAGGUCUUACACCUGCGCUUCUUGAAGCGAGAUUGGCGGGCUCUAUCGUUGCGACAGGAGCCAGCGCGAAGGCUGCACCAAAGACCCAAGUCGAGAAGACCACAUCUAAGAGCAACGGCACCUCGAAGGGCGGGAAUCUGGCUGUGUUUUACGGUUCGAACUCGGGCACGUGCGAGUUCAUGGCUCAACGACUUGCCAGUGACGCUCAAUCGCACGGCUUUAGUGCCACAGUCGACUCUCUCGACACCGCCCGGGAGGCUCUUCCGACUGAUCGUCCCGUGGUCAUCGUCACAUCUUCCUACGAAGGACAGCCACCGCACAACGCAGCCCUGUUUGUUGACUGGUUGACCAACCUGAAGGGCAAGGAGCUUGAGAACGUUUCAUAUGCCGUUUACGGUUGUGGACAUGCUGAUUGGGUGAAAACACAUCAGCGCAUUCCCAAGCUCGUCGACUCAUCGCUAGCUGAGCGUGGUGCAACCCAGCUGGUUCCUCUCGAGACGACUGAUGCCAAGGACCGCGACAUGUUUUCCGACUUUGAAGCAUGGGAAGACGACAUGCUGUGGCCCGCCCUGGUGAAGCGCUUUGGUGGCCAGACUCAGGCAGAUGACACCAACCUCUCUGAGGCGGGCAUUUCGGUCUCCUUCUCAACUCCCCGAACAUCGACUCUUCGCCAGGAUGUUAGAGACGCACUCGUCCUAGACUCCCGCCCCCUUGUCCAGGGAAACGUUGGUCCUGUCAAGAGGCAUAUGGAGAUUCAGUUACCAACAAACAUGCGCUACUCGGCAGGUGAUUACAUGGCUGUGCUCCCGCACAACCCAAAGGAUACAGUCGCCAGAGUAAUGCGCCGCUUCCAUCUGACCUGGGACUCGCACGUCAUCAUUCAGGCUUCGGGCCCAACUACGCUGCCCAUCAACAACAGCAUUCCCGUCUCGGACGUUCUCAGCUCAUACGUUGAGCUGUGUCAAACCGCAACCAAGAGGAACAUCUCGGGGCUAGCGCAGCUGGCCAAGGAUGACAAGGUUCGCAGCGAGCUUCAACACCUCGCUAGCGAUAGCUACGACUCUGAAAUCAAGACCAAGCGAUUGUCUGUGCUUGAUAUCGCGGAGCGCUUUCCCGCGUUGACGAUUCCCUUCAAUCACUUUCUUCUCAUGCUGCCGCCCAUGCGGGUCCGUCAAUACUCGAUAUCAUCGUCACCACUGGCAGACCCUGGUGUCGCCACGCUCACAUAUGGUGUCUUGGACGAGCCCGCACUUUCAGGUCAAGGCAGACACAUCGGCGUAACUUCAUCCUACCUCUCAUCCUUGACGGCAGGCGAUAAGGUGCAGAUUGCUGUCCGCCCAGCACAAGGAGGCUUCAAGCUGCCCCCGAACAUGGACAAGACGCCCCUCCUCUGUGUCGCUGCCGGGACUGGUCUGGCACCCUUCCGUGCCUUCUUUCAGGAGCGUGCAAUCCUCAUUGGCAAUGGACUGCCCUUAGCGCCCGCUAUUCUCUUCUUCGGGUGCCGCGACCCGGCCGCGGACGACUUGUAUCGCGAAGAGUUUGACAGAUGGGAGGCUGCAGGAGUACUCACGGUCUACCGGGCAUACAGCCGGAAGCCCAAGGCCUCGGACGGAUGCAAGUAUGUUCAGCACCGCAUUUGGAAGGAGAGGGAGAUGCUCUACAGCCUUUGGGAUCAAGGUGCUCGAGUUUAUGUCUGUGGCUCUAAUCACGUCGCUGAGGGCGUGAGGGAUAUUGUGCUGAAGGCUGCGCAUGAGAAGAGCGAGAAGGACGACGGAAAACCGAUGACUGAGGAGGAGGCGGAAGAGUGGUUCAACAAUAUCCGCAACGAGCGGUAUGCUACCGAUGUCUUUGACUGA